Brassica rapa (field mustard) is the source of this 1672-nucleotide messenger RNA. RefSeq lists its product as uncharacterized. The record is from RefSeq and is a predicted model, not a curated record. NCBI's taxonomy places the organism in Eukaryota, Viridiplantae, Streptophyta, Magnoliopsida, Brassicales, Brassicaceae.
UGCUCCAAAUCUAGACAAAAAAACAUAACACAAAAGUCUCUCUCAAUUUAUCAAUCUCCAUCCUCCCGUUAUUACCGCCACGUGUUUCUCUCCAUCUGUCUCUUCUCUCUCAAAAAACUUAAUCUGAGUGAAAAACUCGAGUUACUCCAAUCAAUCGAAACAGAGAGAGAGACCCUUUUUCGAUUCCCACCAUCGCUAUGGUGGGUCAGUUCUAAUUUGUCUCUCCUUCUCGGCGCUCAAGUUGCGAAUCUGAACAAUGUUAUUAACGCCGAGGAUGAUGAUUAGCUCGUGGCUCGGCAAAGAUGCGAAGAAGAUUCUCAAACGCAAAGACAGUGACGCUGGUGAAAAAGGGAAAGCUUUAGAGGACUUGCGAGCUUCGUUGUUCAACAGAUUCCGUUCGCCGGAGACUCCAAAGAGACAGCAGCAACAGCAGACACACCGUGUCUGUGGCCCAACCGUUGCUCUCACUUUCAACUUCUUUGUUGCUAUUAGCAUUAUCUUCAUGAACAAAUGGGUGCUUAAAAACAUAGGCUUUGAGUUCCCAGUGUUCCUCACUUUCAUCCACUACGUUGUAGCUUUUAUACUAAUGGCUCUUCUCAAAUCAUUCUCCCUUCUCCCCGCUCCACCUCCUUCCUCCAAGUCAUCCUCUCUUUCGCUCUACACUCUUGGUAUUGUUAUGUCGCUCUCUACUGGUCUCGCUAAUGUCAGCCUCAAGUACAACAGUGUUGGAUUCUACCAGAUGGCGAAAAUCGCUGUCACGCCUUCUAUAGUCUUUGCAGAGUUCUUGUGGUAUAGAAAGAGAGUUUCUUUCAUGAAGGUAGUUGCACUUACAGUUGUAUCAGUGGGAGUUGCGGUUGCGACUGUAACGGAUUUACAGUUUAGUCUGUUUGGUGCUUGUGUGGCUUUAGCAUGGAUCAUACCCAGCGCUACCAACAAAAUCUUAUGGUCUAAUAUGCAACAGCGAGAGAAUUGGACUGCAUUAGCGUUGAUGUGGAAGACAACGCCGAUCACUCUCUUGUUUCUAGUCUCAAUGAUUCCGUUCUUGGAUCCACCAGGCGCGCUGUCCUUCGACUGGAGCCUUGCCAACACAACCGCCAUUUUCAUUUCAGCGUUUCUUGGUUUCUUUCUUCAGUGGUCUGGAGCUUUAGCUCUCGGAGCAACUUCUGCGAUCACGCACGUUGUCUUGGGACAGUUCAAGACAUGUGUUCUCCUCCUUGGGAACUUCUACAUCUUCGGGUCGAAUAGUGGUGUGGUUAGCGUUUGCGGUGCGGUUGUGGCGAUUAUUGGGACGUCUUUGUAUACUUACCUUAACACGAGAAACCAGUCUCUUAAGGCUUCGUCUUCUUCUUCUUCUCUUUUGGACAAGAAGUCAAGAUUCAGUGAGCUUAAGGAUGAUGAGAAGAGUCUUCUUGAACCUUACGGCUCUGACGCGGUUUAGCCUAGUCUUUUAACAUUUCUUUUCUAGUAUAGUUUUAAUUGAUUUUUUUUUCCACGUUCACUGCUUAUUAGAUUCGUAUUUUCAACUUUUUGGUCUCUUUUUUUCUGUGUUGAUUCUAACUUCUAAUUUUAUCCCUGAAAGUAAACCAUUUUGGUAGCAAGUGUUUUCAAUUAAACGGUUAUGUUCUGUUUUUCUUUUGUUUUUGGAGAUGUAUAUGUGUUGUAUUUUAAAAAA